This is a messenger RNA of Aspergillus saccharolyticus JOP 1030-1, 1791 nucleotides long. RefSeq names its product putative glutamine synthetase. The coding region runs from base 80 to 1435 and encodes 451 amino acids. NCBI's taxonomy places the organism in Eukaryota, Fungi, Ascomycota, Eurotiomycetes, Eurotiales, Aspergillaceae. The record is from RefSeq and is a predicted model, not a curated record. Gene Ontology annotation, molecular function: glutamine synthetase activity. The transcript has a single exon.
CUAUUAUAAACCCAAAUGGUCCGCUGACAAGGAUCCUCAUCUUCCACAUUUUCCACAAUUAGGCCUGAACAUAAGCGCAAUGAAUUUCUUGACGCGAUCACUCACUACCCCGUCAGCGGCGGCGGAAACAGCCCCCUCAACAGGAGUCGAGGUUCUCAUUCAAAUUCGACAGCAAUACCCCGACAUUCAAUUCCUGCGAUUCCAAUGGCAGGACUACUCUGGAGUCCUUCGCGCCCGUGUAGUACUCCUUGACACCGCAAUAGCACAACUCACCGAGGGCAAACCAAUGAAAGCGACUGGCCUCGCGCUCACCUGCUCCGUCGACAAUCACCUCAUCCCCGGAACCCCAACGGAUGCUCAAUACUGGCUUGUGCCGGAUUGGACGACGCUGCAUCCCACCGUCGCACCGGGCAGCGCGCAGGUGCUCUGUUCGCUGGACUACACCCUCCCAGGGCAGCCAAUGACUCAAGCCCUCUGCCCACGACACACCCUUGCACGAGUGCUCGAGCAGGCACAGUCCCGCUGGAAUCUGUCAUUCCUCGUGGGUUUCGAAGUAGAAUUCGUGAUCAUGAAACCAGACCCUGCGACCGGUAAGCUGGAGCGCUACAGCCGAGGCUGGGGGCUGUUCUCUGUGGGAGGUCUGCGCGACCCAUGCUACCAACACAUUGAGCAGUGUGUUUUGAAGCUGCACGCACGCGGGGUCGACAUUCAAGCGAUUCACACCGAAGGCGUCCGGGGUCAGUACGAGUUUGCCCUGGGGCCAAAGCCGCCUAUGCAGGCCGUCGACCAGCUCAUCCUGGUGCACAGCUAUUUGAAAGACACGUUCACACCGCUUGGAUGUACGGUCACCAUGACCCCGAAGCCCGUUGUAGGCGACUCUCUGGCUAAUGGCCAGCACACACAUCUUUCACUCCAGCCAGCCAGCCCGCAGCUCGAGGCCUCUUUCCUGGCGGGUAUGCUGAAGCGUCUACCGAGUCUGUGCAGCUUUUGCCUCCCGCAGGAUGUGUCAUAUGAGCGACUUAAGCCGUUCGUGGGUGGCGCAGAUGCCGUGUGCUGGGGCACCGAAUGUCGGCUGGUUCCUGUGCGUAAGAUCGAGCCGAGUCGCUGGGAGAUUCGAUGCAUCGAUGCCAUGGCCAACAUGUAUCUCACAUUGGCGGCGAUCAUCGGGGCGGGGUUAAUGGGAUUGAACAGUCAGGAGCCGUUGGUGUGGCCGGAUCUGGGAGAUCCGGCAAAUGCGACCGCGGCGCAAGGGGAACCACUGCCAAAGACGCUGGAUGAGGCAUUGGACGUGCUGGAAGCGGAUGCAGGAGAGCUCGCGAUGGUCCUCGGUCGGCCGAUCAUCGAUCUUUAUGUCAAGACAAAACGGUUCGAGGUGGCUUCGCUGGCGAAGCUGGAUCCGGGAGAGGUGAGGGAGUUGUUCCUUGAGUUGUACUGAGGACGGCGGGCCGUCUUUUGAUAUCUUGGGAUAUACAGAUGUGGAAGAUGAGUAUCUAGUAUGUUAAUUAUGUUGGGCCUGCGCACCAUUUCCUGUCCAUCCCAAGACCUAGAAGUCAUUCAGGAUGAUGGCCUGAGGGUCUAAUUCCAUAAGGUACAUUCCUUAACCUAAAGCCGAGCAGAGAUUGUCAGUGUGAUGAUUUAUGAAGGUGGAUCAAGGUGGAUCGAGGGAGAGGCAUGUACAUGGAUACGAGAAUAUACACCCUGUCACUCCCGUUCAGAUCAAACGGCAAGCCCACGCACAGUUAAUAGUUCGACAUUCAUACCAGGUUUACAAAUCAUGGCUGGAAAUCCCGG